CAUUCAUUCAUUUCGGUCACCCCACAACAUAUACCACCUUCACUUACAGUUAUAGCAAUCUUUUCUUUUUCCUCCUUCGAUCUAAGCAACCAUGGCAAAAAAUUUAGAUUUAGACUAUGCCUACCAAACCAGGCCUCCUAGUUUCUUGAACACUAUCUUCAUGUACACUGUGAACAUGGCUGCUAAGUCUCUUGUUUCAGUGGCACAAACCUCCAAAUUAGCUCAAGACACAGAUAAGAAGUGGAAGACAACUGAUCAUUUGAAGUUCAUGGUUAUGCUCAUGACUUGGGGUAUUGUGUGGGUUCUUAGGGUUUUGAUGGAUCAUUUCCCGUUGAUUACAUAUUCAUCUUCUUAUCUUCUCCAAGGAUUCUCUUCAUCUCUAGGAUCCUUUUACUCUUUGAUACCAUCAUCUUUAUCUCCUCCUUCUUCAUCCUUGUCCUUAUUGCCUUCCUCUGGCUCUUCACUUGAAGAAAUUCUCUAUGAAGAAGUUGAUGGACCCUCCAUUAAAGCCCUUGGCAGAUCACUCACACAUAUUUUGGCCCUCCUAAAUGACAUACCCGCCACUUCAAGUAAAUACCAGUUUGCAAUGACAAUGGCUGACACAAUAAUGGAAGACAAUGCCCAUCACCAUCAUUCUGAACUCCUCCAAGUCAAUCAAGCUGCUCUAUCUUUAGCAUUCGGUCGUACUUUAGCACUUCUAUAUCGGUCCCUUCAAAUUACAACCCAAUCCCAAGACAACUUCGGCGGUUGGCCCUUUCGCACCAUCAAGGCACUGCCCUUCGGUUCUUACGUUGCGCCAUGCGUUAAGGGACUGAGUUUCUGCUUCAACACAGUGAUGUCUUUGGUUGACAGAGGCGUGUCUCAGUUGCACAAGAAGAAGGAAGAAGGAGCAGACGAGUAUGGCGAAGUGAUGGCAGAGAAAUUGGCACAUGAAUUGUUGUGGAUAACAAACAGACUAAGGGCUUAUGGAGCUGUCGAUCAGGCCUUGGUGCAGUGGAGCCAUGCAUCCGCUCUUGCUUCUCUUUCUCUCACAGCUACACCCAGAGUCCAGGGCAUCAUUCUUAAGAUUUCAGGUAUACUAUUCGGAGAUCUGAAUCAGCAGGAUGACUACUUGAUCACAAGGGAAGUAAAGUUCAAGUUACUAGUGCUAUGGAUUCCAUUGUUCUGCCAUGCAAAUAAUGGUGUUGCUUAUCCAAUCUUGUCUAGCUUUGAGAAGGUUGAGAUACAAAGAGCAAUGAAUGAGGCCAUCUCCAGCUUGCCUGCAAUUGAUCAAGAAGUGAUCCUCACAAAUUGGGUACAAGACUUUGCAGUUUCAGCCUCAGAUUGGCCAAAUCUUCAACUUUCUUAUGAUCGAUGGUGCCAAUCUGCUCGCCAGAUGCUUACAUGAAUUUACAAUCCGAAACAUUUCUAUUGCAUUUCUGUUUUAUAAAUAAAUAAAAGCAUGCACGUGCAUCUGCAGCUGCAAGCCCUGUGUUGUCUAUAAUUGUUAUAUGUAAUAAUGCCAGCAGCUUUAUUUACUCAA
Messenger RNA from Mangifera indica (mango), 1522 nucleotides. RefSeq lists its product as uncharacterized. The coding region runs from base 92 to 1387 and encodes 431 amino acids. The transcript has 3 exons. The record is from RefSeq and is a predicted model, not a curated record. Lineage: Eukaryota; Viridiplantae; Streptophyta; Magnoliopsida; Sapindales; Anacardiaceae.